CACACAACUGGAAAAGUCUUUGAAAGUGAAGUGAGGUACCAGUGUAACCCAGGAUACAAGAUGGUGGGAAGUCCUUCAUUUGUCUGCCAGGCCAAUCGCCAGUGGCAUAGUGAAUCUCCUCCAGCCUGCAUUCCCCUCAGCUGUGGGAAACCUCCAUCUCUUCAGAAUGGCUAUAUCAAAGGAGAAAUCUUUGAGGUGGGAUCUAAGGUUCAGUUUUUCUGCAAUGAGGGUUAUGACCUUGUGGGAGAUGCUUCUUGGACAUGCCAGAAGUCAGGGAAGUGGAACAGAAAGCCAAAUCAAAAGUGUGUGCCAGCCAAGUGCCCAGACCCACCCCUGCUGGAAAAUCAACUUGUAAUAAAGGAAUUGGUGCAUGAAGUUGGUUUGGUACAAUUUUCCUGUAAGGAGGGUUAUGUCCUCCAAGGACCUUCCAUCCUGAAGUGCUUGGUAUCACAACGGUGGAAUGGCUCUUUUCCUUUCUGUAAGAUGGUACUUUGCCUCCCACCUCCACUCAUUUCCUUUGGUGUCCCUGAUUCUUCCCCUGCUCUUCAUUUUGGAACUGUUAUCAAAUACUCCUGUGUAGAUGGGUUUUUUAUGAGAGGAGAUUCCACUACCUCUUGCCAAGCUGAUGGCACAUGGAGUUCACCACUGCCUGAAUGCAUCCCCGUCGAAUGCCCUCAGCCUGAAGAAAUUCCCAAUGGCAUCAUAGACGUGCAAGGUCUUGCCUACCUCAGCACAGCCUUGUACACAUGUAAACCUGGCUUUGAAUUGAUGGGAAAUAUGACUAUCCUUUGUGGAGAAGAUGGACACUGGCUUGGAGGAAAACCAACUUGCAAACCCAUUGAGUGUCCAAAACCCAGUGAAAUCCUAAAUGGCAAACUUUUUUACACAAACCUCCAUUAUGGACAAACCAUCUCCUACUCGUGUGAUAGGGGUUUUAGCCUUGAAGGACCAAAAACUCUGACUUGUUUAGAGACAGGGGAUUGGGAUGUGACUGUUCCAUCUUGUAGUGCCAUUUACUGUGAGCCCCCACAACCUAUUGAAAAUGGCUUUGUGGAAGGAGCAGAUUACAGCUAUGGUGCCAUGAUUAUCUACAGUUGUUUCCCAGGAUUCCAGUUGACGGGUCAUGCCAUGCAAACCUGCGAUGAGACAGGGUGGUCCAGCUUUAUACCAACGUGCCUUCCCAUAGACUGUGGUCUUCCUCCCCAUAUUGAUUUUGGAGACUAUGUGAAAGUCAAAGGUCAAGAAGGAUAUUUUGAUCAAGAAGAUGAUGCUAUGGAAGUCCCAUACCUGACUCCUGAACCUCCUCAUUCACUUAGUCCAAUGGAGAGUACCUGGAAAAACAUGAAAGGCCCUACAGUUAUGCACAUACCUAACUUUUUCUAUGGUACUCUAGUUUUAUAUAGCUGUAACCCUGGACAUGAGCUUUUGGGUAAUCCUAUGCUGAUUUGCCAGGAGGAUGGGACUUGGAAUGGCAGUGCCCCUGCCUGCAUAUCAAUAGAAUGUGACUUGCCUAGCCAGCCACAGAAUGGCUUUUUGCAUUUUACUGAAAAUACAAUGGGCAGCGUAGUCCACUACAGCUGUAACCCAGGGCAUGUGCUGGUGGGCUCUAGCAGAAGACUUUGUUUAUCAAAUAGACAAUGGAGUGAUAAUGCCCCACACUGUGAAGUAAUUUCAUGCAAUAAACCAAACCAACUAAUGAAUGGAUCUAUUCAAGGAGGAAAUUACACAUACCUGAGUGUGCUGCAUUAUUCUUGCAACCCUGGGUAUGAACUGAACGGCUCCAACAGAAGAACGUGUCAGGAAGACAGUCAGUGGGAUGGGAAUGAACCAAUUUGUGUCCCCGUGGCCUGUGGUGCACCCCCAAUCUCAGAGAAUAGUCAGGUGAGUGGGAAUGAGUACACAUUCCAAAAGGAGAUUGUGUAUACUUGCAAUGAAGGAUUCCUGCUUAAAGGAUCUAGUAGCAGAGUUUGCCUGGCCAAUGGGAGCUGGAGUGGCGUCACUCCAGUCUGUGUGGCUGUCAAGUGUCCGGUACCACCACAGAUUGUCAAUGGGGAAGUGAGUGAACUGGAACACAGCUUUGGGAAGGAAAUCGAUUUCCACUGUCAUGAAGGCUAUGUAUUGCAUGGUGCCACAAAACUAACCUGCCAGAUGGAUGGCACCUGGAAUGGAGAGGCACCUCUCUGCAAACCAGUCAACUGUGGCCCUCCGGAAGAUCUCUCUCAUGGAUUCCUAAAUGGUUCCUCCUUUUCUUAUGGAGACUACAUAGAGUAUGUGUGCUUUCCUGGUUAUGAGCUCCUUGGCCCUCCUUUGAGACAAUGUCUCUCCAGUGGCUCCUGGAGUGGUAGUCCCCCUUCUUGCCUGCCCUGUGAGUGUCCUAUGCCCGUGAUUCAAAAUGGCCUCGUUGUUGGGGAAGAUUUCAGUUGUGGAAAAGUUGCGCAGUUUCAAUGCCUUGAAGGCUUCAAGCUUCUGGGGUCUUCUGAAAUUACUUGUGAAGCAGCUGGACAGUGGAGUGCGGGCUUUCCGCUCUGUGGACGCAAUUCUUGUGGUCCCCCACCAACAAUUUUGAAUGCAUUCAUCAAUGGGAGCAGUUCCCUGGAGGAGAAUGCAAUAACCUACAGCUGUAUGACUGGCUAUGUCAUGCAGGACAGGUCUGACCUGAUUUGUACAGAGAAAGGGACAUGGAGCGAGCCCUAUCCAAGCUGUGAGCCUCUCUCCUGUGGACCACCACCUGCUGUAGCUAAUGCGGUAGCAACUGGAGAGGCACAUACUUAUGGAAGUAAAGUACAUCACAGGUAAGGUAACAACUAUAAAGCGGGGUUUUCUUAACCUUUGUCAUGUCCUAGGCCCUUUUAAUAAUAUAAUGAAGACGAUAGAUCCCUUCUCCAGAUAAUGUCUUUAAAAUGCAGAUGAUAAAAUAUAUUUUUACAAAGGAAACUAGCCAAAUUGAAAUAUAGCUAUCAAAAAAAAAUUAAGCCACAAACCCCCAGAUU
Messenger RNA from Gracilinanus agilis (Agile Gracile Mouse Opossum), 2990 nucleotides. Its product is annotated as sushi, von Willebrand factor type A, EGF and pentraxin domain-containing protein 1-like. The transcript has a single exon. Lineage: Eukaryota; Metazoa; Chordata; Mammalia; Didelphimorphia; Didelphidae. The record is from RefSeq and is a predicted model, not a curated record. The annotation marks the transcript as partial.